CGUAGAAAGCCGCAUCAACAGGGGGGUAGGGUUUAAGCGAGAGUCUGCAUCUCUGCAUCAUCGACCUGUGAUUCAUUCAACUCAUUGCUUCUUUACACUGCUACUCUAUCCCCCGAAACAAGAAAUGGCUUCCUUCUGCAGAUCAGCUCUAAUGGCCGGCUCGAGAUCCAUAGCUCGCUCAAGAACCCUCAGCCAGAGCUCCCUAAGCUCCCUAAACCCUGCAGCCAUGUCGUCUCCAUUUGCUUCGGCCACCAGAACCAUCCCUUGCGCUACAAGGUUUGUUUCGGUAUUGGGAAGCAUGGAGUCAAUGAUGCCACUUCACAGUGCCAUUGCUUCUGCUCGGCUCAAAUCCAACAUUGCCGUCGAUUCCACCUGCUGGAGCUGCCUUUCUCAAGGUCUUGCAUCACCGUUGUGACAAGGCCCGCUGGCUAUGUGAGAAGCUGCAGUUCCUCGGUGAAAAAGACUCCAGGCUCGGGUCAUUUCAAGUUUUUGAACCAAAUUGGCUUGCAUAUUGGUUACUCCAUCCUCUGCCUUUUUUCGUUUUCCUUUGCUUUCUGGCAAUUGCAUUGUGUGAGAUACACUUGAUGUUCCAAAAUAAUAGUUUUCACUUUGUCUUAAAUAUUACAUGUACGUUUCUAAGGUAUGCGUCUGAGGACAAUUUUUGUGUUUUCUUGUCCUGAAUACACAUGCGUUCGCUUAUAGAGAUUGUGUCAAUAAGUGACCUCAGACUGAUUGAGUGAAGCUAAACUUGGUUUUGCCUAUCCUUCAAUGUAGGACUUAGGGUUUGUUAAAUCAAGAAUUUAAAAACAAAUAGAAAAGACUUGUGUGCAAUCAAAUGGCCAAAGCAUUUACAAACUUGUGUUGUGUGGAGAAUAUAGCUGGGUUGGAGUUCCUGCAAAUGUUCAUGAGAUUCCCUCGGUCGGCUCUUCGUGGGUUUCAAAAUGACCAAUGGCUGAUAGAGAAAUUUGAGAUAGUUCCCUAGGGAGCACCCUGAU
Prunus avium (sweet cherry) is the source of this 995-nucleotide messenger RNA. Its product is annotated as envelope glycoprotein. Lineage: Eukaryota; Viridiplantae; Streptophyta; Magnoliopsida; Rosales; Rosaceae. The record is from RefSeq and is a predicted model, not a curated record.